GAGGCAUCACAACAGUUCUCUCUUCCUUGCUAGUGCUAGUUAGCAUGUCUGCUAAUGCAGCUAUGUUACUCGUAGACGACGUUCAUUUAUGCGCAAACCUACCACUCUUAAACGUUUUAAGGCAUAAAACAAAUGUGUCUGUGCUUUCAUAAUGUAUGUUAAUUUACCACGAAUGUAUAAGAGAAGACUAGCUCGCUUAGGCGACUUUAUUCGUCUGACGGCAAUGUUUAGGUGCGCAACAGACAGCUAAUGCUAAGCUAGCACCGAUUUAAUUAGCUUCCUGCUUGUUGCCCCUUUGAGUACGAGCAGUUGAACAGGGUGAAUGCAUCACCCGACUACGCGAGCUUGCUAUUAGCAUCCAGUUUGGGUGGUAUUCUUAAGAAGAAGCAAAGUGUGAGCUAGGCGCUGAUAACUUUGUUGGAAACGCAGAAACCCGAAGAAACAAAGAUGAUAGCAUGUCGGACUGACCCUGCCCUACGUCUCAGGUGAACACUUCCCGGCCUGGCCUACCCGACUGUUUACGGAGGAUGGGAGCACACUCAUCACUAGCUGCUGCCUUUUUCUGUGUUUUGGAUUUUCUCACAAGCCUCAUUAUGAAUCAAGACAUGAUCACUGCUAUGUGAUACAUUUCUCAUCGACGGAAGAUUUGCAGAAUAAUCAUGGACGUGGAGGAACUUCCCCAAGACGGUUGCUGUUAAAUCAUGGAUCCUUGAUGUCAACUCUUUUAUUUUGAGCGUAUUGGUUUUUGUUUUUGUUGUUUGUUUGUUUUGUUUUUGUGAAUGACUUGCUUCCCCGGAUUCACUUCGAGAUGGCUGCGUUCGCCGAGUUCGUUCCCCCUCCCGAGUGCCCGGUGUUUGAGCCGAGUUGGGAGGAAUUCUCGGAUCCUUUAGGAUUCAUCAACAAGAUCCGACCGAUUGCAGAGAAAACGGGCAUCUGCAAGAUCAGACCUCCCCAGGACUGGCAGCCUCCGUUUGCCUGUGAUGUUCGCAACUUCCGCUUCACCCCGAGAGUGCAGAGACUCAAUGAACUUGAGGCGCUCACUCGAGUUAAACUGAACUUCCUGGAUCAGAUCGCAAAGUUCUGGGAGCUGCAAGGAUCCAAGAUUCGUUUCCCUCAUGUAGAGAGAAAGAUUUUGGACCUCUAUCAGCUCAGCAAGAUUGUGUCGUCUGAAGGCGGAUUUGAGACGGUGUGCAAAGAGAAGAGAUGGUCCAAAGUGGCGACUCGCAUGGGCUUCCCAUCGGGAAAAGGCACCGGUUCUCUUCUGCGUUCGCAUUAUGAGAGAUUCCUUUACCCUUAUGAACUCUUCCAGUCUGGUGCUACCCUUACCGGCAUCCAGCGGCUGUACGAUGAGGGAGCAGAUGGGGAAGAAAUGGAUGAGGGUGUCGGGGAGGAUGCGAUGGAGGAAGAGGAGCAAGAAGAGGAGGAUGAAAACGACAAGGAGAAAGACAAAGAGGGUGACGUGACUCAAACCAAAGAUCGGCUUCCAUCAGAGAGGCGAUCCAGACGACUGAAGUCGGAGAGGGAAAACAAGGAGCCCAAAAGUCUCAAAAUCUUCGGAACUAGUCCCAAGAUGGUCGGAUUGGAGAUUGUAUCAGCUGACGAUGGAUUCAUUAAGAAGCAGCGGCAUCUCAAAGCCCAGGCCUUCGCCAUUAAGAUGAGACCACGCAAGGAGACUCUGGAGGUCAACUUUAUUGAUCUUUAUUUCUGCCUGGUGUGCGGACGAGGCGACGAGGAAGACCGGCUGCUGCUGUGUGACGGCUGUGACGACAGCUACCACACUUUCUGCCUCAUUCCACCCCUGCAGGACGUGCCCAAAGGAGACUGGAGGUGCCCGAAGUGUGUCGCUGAGGAGUGCAGUAAGCCCCGAGAGGCUUUUGGCUUUGAGCAGGCUGUGAGGGAGUACACUCUGCAGAGUUUCGGUGAAAUGGCCGACCACUUUAAAUCCGACUAUUUCAACAUGCCAGUUCACAUGGUUCCGACAGAGUUGGUCGAGAAGGAGUUCUGGCGCCUGGUCAGCAGCAUCGAGGAGGACGUUAUCGUAGAGUACGGCGCUGACAUCAGCUCCAAGGACGUGGGCAGUGGUUUUCCUAUGAAGGACGGCAAGAGGAGGCUUCUGGGAGAUGAAGAGGAAUAUGCAAACUCAGGCUGGAACUUGAACAACAUGCCAGUACUGGAACAGUCCGUUCUCACACACAUUAAUGUUGACAUAUCAGGCAUGAAGGUGCCCUGGCUCUAUGUGGGCAUGUGUUUCUCCUCGUUCUGCUGGCACAUCGAGGACCACUGGAGCUACUCUAUCAAUUUCCUUCAUUGGGGAGAACCCAAAACCUGGUAUGGAGUGCCAGCCUCUGCAGCAGAGAAACUAGAGGCUGUCAUGAAAAAGCUGGCUCCGGAGCUUUUUGACUCUCAGCCAGACCUUCUGCAUCAGCUGGUCACCAUCAUGAAUCCCAACGUCCUCAUGGAUCACGGCGUCCCCGUUUACCGAACCAAUCAGUGUGCAGGGGAGUUCGUGGUAACCUUCCCGAGGGCCUACCACAGCGGCUUCAACCAAGGCUACAACUUUGCAGAAGCUGUGAACUUCUGCACCGCAGACUGGCUGCCGUUGGGUCGUCAGUGUGUCGCCCACUACCGCCGCCUCCACCGCUACUGCGUCUUCUCCCACGAGGAGCUCUUGUGCAAAAUGGCGGCCGAUCCCGAGAACCUCGACGUGGAGCUGGCGGCGGCUGUCUUCAAAGAAAUGGACGAUAUGAUAGAGGAGGAAACGAAACUGAGGCAGGCUGUCCAGGAGAUGGGAGUGCUCUCAUCAGAGCAGGAGGUUUUCGAGCUCGUUCCAGACGACGAGCGUCAGUGCUACAAGUGUAAGACGACGUGUUUCCUGUCUGCGCUGACGUGUUCCUGCAGCCCGGACAGGCUCGUCUGUCUCCAUCACGCUAAGGACCUCUGUGACUGUCCCCUCGGCAGCAAGUGUCUUCGGUACCGUUACGAUCUGGAGGAGUUUCCGUCCAUGCUGUACGGCGUGAAGACGCGGGCCCAGUCCUACGACACCUGGGCCAAGCGGGUCGCAGAGGCUUUAGCGGCAGACCAGAAAAACAAGAAAGAUCUAAUAGAGCUCAAGGUUUUGCUGGAGGACGCCGAGGACAGGAAGUAUCCCGAGAACGCUUUGUUCCGCCGCCUGAGGGAGAUGGUGAAGGAGGCAGAGACGUGCUCCUCUGUGGCCCAGCUGCUGCUCAGCCGCAAGCAAAGGCACAGCAGCCGCCUUCGUUCCGACAGUAGCCGCAACCGCACCAAGCUGACCGUGGACGAGCUCAAGGCUUUUGUGGAGCAGCUCUUCCGGCUGCCCUGCAUCAUCAGCCAGGCGCGACAAGUCAAAGAGUUACUGGAGACAGUGGAGGACUUCCACGAGCGAGCGCAAGUGGCUCUGUCCGACGAGAUGCCCGACUCCUCCAAGCUGCAGGAGCUUUUGGACCUGGGCAGUGGCCUGGAUGUGGAGCUUCCUGAGCUGCCCAAGCUAAAGCAGGAGCUGCAGCAGGCCCGCUGGCUUGAUGAGGUCCGUGGCACCCUUGCUGAGCCGCACCGCGUCACUCUGGAGCUAAUGAAGCGGCUGAUAGACUCAGGAGUCGGCUUAGCGCCGCAUCACGCUGUGGAGAAGGCAAUGGCAGAGCUACAGGAAGUCCUCACCGUCUCAGAGAGAUGGGAGGAUAAAGCACGGGCCUGCCUGCAGGCUAGGCCUCGCCACAGCAUGGUGACGCUGGAGAGCAUUGUGCUGGAGGCAAGGAACAUCCCGGCGUAUCUGCCUAAUGUUCUGGCUCUGGAAGAGGCCUUGCAGAAGGCCAAGGACUGGACCUGUAAGGUGGAGGCCAUCCAGAGCGGAAGCAGCUACGCCUACCUGGAGCAGCUGGAGAGCCUGCUGGCCAGAGGCCGCUCCAUCCCCGUGCGGCUCGAUCCACUCGGACAAGUGGAGUCUCAGGUGGCCUCGGCUCGAGCCUGGAGGGAGCGGACCGCCCGCACCUUCCUCAAGAAGAACUCCACCUACACUCUGCUGCAGGUUCUCAGUCCUCGUGUGGACAUCGGCGUGUACAGCAACAGCAAGAGCAAGCGGAAGCGCGUCAAGGAGCUCAUGGAGAAGGAGCGGAGCGGCUACGACCCCGAUGCCCUCAGCGACCUGGAGGAAAGCCUGGAGGAGGUCCGAGACCCCUCGGCCGUGGUGGCCGCCUUCAAAGCCAAGGAGCAGAAGGAAGUGGAGGCCAUCCACUCGCUCCGCGCCGCCAACUUGGCCAAGAUGGCCAUGGCGGACCACAUUGAGGAAGUCAAGUUCUGCCUGUGCCGGAAGACGGCCAGCGGCUUCAUGCUGCAGUGUGAGCUGUGUAAGGACUGGUUCCACGGCGCCUGCGUCCCUCUGCCCAAGAUGGGGACGCAGAAGAAAGUGGGCGUCAGCUGGCAGAGCAACAGCAAAGACUCUAAGUUCCUGUGUCCGCUGUGCCAGAGGUCGAGGAGGCCGAGACUGGAGACCAUCCUGUCAUUGUUGGUCUCUCUGCAGAAGCUGCCGGUGCGUCUGCCGGAAGGAGAGGCGCUGCAGUGUUUAACGGAGCGGGCUAUGAGCUGGCAGGAUCGAGCACGUCAAGCUCUGGCUACCGAGGAGCUGUCCUCAGCUCUGGCGAAGCUUUCCGUGCUCAGCCAGCGGAUGGUGGAGCAGGCGGCGAGGGAGAAAACCGAGAAGAUCAUCAACGCAGAGCUGCUGAAAGCGGCCGCCAACCCUGACCUGCAGGGUCACAUCCAGACCUUCCAGCAGUCUGGUUUCAGCAGAGCGGCUUCACCUCGGCCGUCUGUGGACUACGAUGACGAGGAAACAGAUUCAGACGAGGACAUCAGGGAGACUUACGGUUACGACAUGAAGGACCCAGGUGAGGUGAAGCCCUACCUGUUUUGUGAUGAAGAGAUCCCCGUGAAGUCUGAGGAGGUGGUCAGUCACAUGUGGCCCGCCGCCACACCUUCAUUCUGCGCCGAACACGCCUACUCGUCAGCUUCCAAGUCCUGUGUGCAGAAUCUCGGCACACCCAGAAAGCAACCGCGGAAGACCCCGCUGGUCCCCCGGAGCCUGGAGCCCCCAGUGCUGGAACUGUCCCUGCAGGCCAAGGCGCAGCUGGAGGACCUGAUGAUGCUGGGAGACCUGCUGGAGGUGUCCCUGGACGAGACCCAGCACAUCUGGAGGAUUCUGCAAGCCACGCACCCUCCCUCUGAGGAGAGAUUCUUGCAGGUCAUGGAGCCUGACAACUCGCUGCUGGAGAAACCGCUCAAAAUCAAAUUUAAAGAUUCUGAGAAGAAGCGAAAGCGGAAGCUGGAGAGAGCCGAGCAGCACCACAUGCUGAUGGCCACCGCCGGUGGCGCGACCGCCGCCGCCAUGGGAGACAUGAGGCUGCAGAAGUCCAAGGAGCUGAAACGGGUCGGCCUGGAGCUCGGCCUCGGCGGCAAGCCCAAGAAGAAGAAGCUGAAGCUCAACCUGGAAAAGAACCGGGAGAUGAAACAGCUGGCCAAGCGGUUGGCCAAGGAGGAGAAGGAGAGGAAGAGGAAGGAGAAGGCAGCCGCGAAAGCUGAGGCCAUCAAGGACGUCCUGGAGAAGAGGAAGGAGAAGAAGAUCCUGGACAUCCCGUCCAAAUACGACUGGUCGGGCGCCGAGGACUCCAACGACGAGAACGCGGUGUGCGCGGCGAAGAACUGCCAGAGGCCGUGUAAAGACAAGGUGGACUGGGUGCAGUGCGACGGCGGCUGCGACGAGUGGUUCCACCAGGUCUGCGUGGGCGUGUCGUGCGAAAUGGCGGAAAAUGAGGACUACAUUUGCGUGGACUGCUCUCAGAAGGCGGCGGGCGCGGUCGACGGAGCGACCCUGGAGGACGUGGCGGGGGAGAGUAUCGUGGUGUUGUCACCGUGCGGCGCAGCGGCCGUGGCUCCGUGGUCCGCCGCGUCCCUCUUAAACCCGGCGGCUUCACACCAACAGCAGGAGCCUCGGCAGGACAGCUAGCGCUAAAACCGGGGCGAGCGCGACUAGAAGAACUCUGCGUGGAGGCUUGUUCGGAGGAUUUCUGGUACCGUAUGGAUUACGAAGCACAAGAAGUGAUGAAUUCUCCGUGGUUUAAUGAGGAAAAAAAAGUUCUCUCUGACGUCUGAGAUGUGGUGAUGCUCCUCCUGUAAAAGGUGUCGGUCUACAACGACACUCACUCCCUCAACCCUCCCGCAGCCCUAAGAGAGGUCGGGGGGACCCCAUGCGCGCCUUUAAGAUUUUUUUUUUUUUUUCUCUCGUGGUUUUGGGAACUGACGGAGCAGUGAUAUCCGCUGAGCUCUUCCGGAACAUGGCGCUAAGACUGCAGGAGGGUUAAAUAGUUCUCUGGUUUUAUUAAUUUACAGUGAAGCACUCACACAUUUCCUCAAGCUGCUUGGUUUAGAGAUGAACAUGUUCCCAAUCCUGGGACAGUCUGUCCCACUCACUGUUGCCCUCUGACUCUCUGAUUAAAAAAAAAACAAACAAACAAAAAAAAAACAUCUCAGUGUGUAGGACUCAAGACUAGGAGGAAACAAAAAAAACUGUUAAAAUGUAGUGGGAAUUAUUUAUAAUGUAUAUAACUUUUAAACAGUUAAAAAAAUGGUUUGUGGCUUUUUGUUUUCUCACCUUUUAAUAAACGAUUCCUAGUCAAAUCGUA
Molecule: messenger RNA, 6689 nt
Organism: Poecilia latipinna (sailfin molly)
Lineage: Eukaryota; Metazoa; Chordata; Actinopteri; Cyprinodontiformes; Poeciliidae
Gene: kdm5a
Product: lysine demethylase 5A
Exons: 28
Coding region: 809-6013 (1734 amino acids)
Biological process (GO): regulation of DNA-templated transcription; chromatin remodeling
Cellular component (GO): chromatin; nucleus
Molecular function (GO): DNA binding; histone H3K4me/H3K4me2/H3K4me3 demethylase activity
Source: RefSeq, a predicted model, not a curated record